CCGCGCAACAGCCGUCAGGUCACACGGCCGGGAGGGGGGCACGGUGGGGCCUGGGCCUCUGGGCCUGGGCCAGUCACCUUCAAGGAUUUGGUCCCUGCAGCUGUGUUGGGGAUCUUACAUCCGUCGCCCUGGCCGCCCUGUGCAGCCAGAGGCAGCCACCAGUUGUUGGUUGAGAAGACGACCGACUCGCCGGCGGCCGAGUUCUCGCUGGUGGAGGACGUGGCGCUGCACUUCGCCUGCUUGAUGGGCCGCCUGAACGAGCAGCGCCUCUUCCAGCCCGACCUCUGCGACGUGGACCUGGUGCUGGUGCCUCAGCGCAGCGUCUUCCCCGCGCACAAGGGCGUGCUGGCCGCCUACAGCCAGUUCUUCCACUCGCUGUUCACGCAGAACAAGCAGCUGCAGCGGGUGGAGCUGUCCCUGGAGGCGCUGGCCCCCGGCGGCCUGCAGCAGAUCCUCAACUUCAUCUACACAUCCAAGCUGCUGGUCAACGCGGCCAACGUGCACGAGGUGCUCAGCGCGGCCCUGCUGCUGCAGAUGGCCGACAUUGCCGCAUCCUGCCAGGAGCUGCCGGACGCCCGCUCCCUGGGCCCGCCGGGCCCUAGCACUGUGGCCCUCACCCAGCCGGCCACCAGCUGUACCCCGGCCCCACCAGCCUACUACUGUGAGAUCAAGCAGGAGGCCGAUACCCCGGGCCUGCCCAAGAUCUACGCCCGCGAGGGCCCCGACCCCUACUCGGUGCGUGUGGAGGACGGGGCCGGGGGUGCUGGUGGCGCCGUGCCUGCCGCAGUCGGGCCUGCCCAGCCCUUCUUCAAGGAGGUGAAAGAGGGCGGUGCUGAGGGGGCCAGCACCCCACCGGCCGGCCUGUGCAAGCUGGAGGGCAGCGAGGAGCUGGAAGAAGAGCUCGGGGGUUCCGGCACCUACAGCCGCCGGGAGCAGUCCCAGAUCAUCGUGGAAGUGAACCUCAACAACCAGACCCUGCACGUGUCCACGGGGCCCGAGGGGACGCCGGGCACCGCCACCAGCCCGGCCACCAUGGUGCUGGGCCGGGAGGAUGGGCUGCAGAGACACUCAGAGGACGAGGAGGAGGACGAGGAGGAGGACGAGGAGGAAGAGGGUGGUGGCAGUGGAGGAGAGGAGGAGGAAGAGGAGGAGGAGGAGGGAGGCAGUCAGGGAGAGGAGGAAGACGAGGAGGAGGAAGGGCACAGCGAGGAGGAAGAGGAGGAGGAGGAGGAGGGGCACAGCGAGCAGGGUCCAGAGAGCUCAGAGGAGGAGGAAGAGGAGGAGGGCGAGGCUGGGGGCAAGCAGGGGCCGGCAGGGACAGGCGGGCGCCGGGGCAGCCGGGCAGAGCCCCCGCCCCAUAGUCGCAUGGCCACGCGGUCCCGGGAGAAUGCCCGGCGCCAGGGUACCCCGGAGCCUGAGGAGGCUGGGCGGCGGGGUGGGAAGCGGCCAAAGGCACCCUCCGGAGUGACCCCUUCCCCAGUGCGGGUGCCGCCGGCCACCGAUGGGCUGGGGGCCAAGGUGAAGCUGGAGGAGAAGCAGCACCACCCGUGCCAGAAGUGCCCGCGGGUGUUCAACAACCGCUGGUACCUGGAGAAGCACAUGAACGUGACCCACAGCCGCAUGCAGAUCUGCGACCAGUGCGGCAAGCGCUUCCUGCUGGAGAGCGAGCUGCUGCUGCACCGGCAGACGGACUGCGAGCGCAACAUCCAGUGUGUGACAUGCGGCAAGGCUUUCAAGAAGCUCUGGUCCCUCCACGAGCACAACAAAAUCGUGCACGGCUACGCAGAGAAGAAGUUCUCGUGCGAGAUCUGUGAGAAGAAGUUCUACACCAUGGCCCACGUGCGCAAGCACAUGGUUGCCCACACCAAGGACAUGCCCUUCACCUGCGAGACCUGCGGGAAGUCCUUCAAGCGCAGCAUGUCCCUGAAGGUGCACUCUCUGCAGCACUCGGGAGAGAAGCCAUUCAGAUGCGAG
Tupaia belangeri chinensis (Chinese tree shrew) is the source of this 1974-nucleotide messenger RNA. RefSeq names its product zinc finger and BTB domain containing 47 (gene ZBTB47). The record is from RefSeq and is a predicted model, not a curated record. NCBI's taxonomy places the organism in Eukaryota, Metazoa, Chordata, Mammalia, Scandentia, Tupaiidae. Gene Ontology annotation, biological process: regulation of transcription by RNA polymerase II. Gene Ontology annotation, cellular component: nucleus. Gene Ontology annotation, molecular function: DNA-binding transcription factor activity, RNA polymerase II-specific; protein binding.